Amaranthus tricolor (Joseph's coat) is the source of this 3426-nucleotide messenger RNA. Its product is annotated as nitrate reductase [NADH]. The transcript is spliced from 4 exons. Lineage: Eukaryota; Viridiplantae; Streptophyta; Magnoliopsida; Caryophyllales; Amaranthaceae. Gene Ontology annotation, molecular function: nitrate reductase (NADPH) activity; molybdenum ion binding; molybdopterin cofactor binding. The coding region runs from base 200 to 2929 and encodes 909 amino acids. Gene Ontology annotation, biological process: nitrate assimilation; nitric oxide biosynthetic process. The record is from RefSeq and is a predicted model, not a curated record.
GUCAGUCUAUACCUUCCUAUAUAUACAUACCCUCGGCUACUCCAAGUAUUUUCCAUCGCAACACAUAUACAUAAACACUGGGAAAACUUAAACCAACUGAGCCCAAACCAAGGAAGAAGACUCUUCUUCUUCUUCUUCUAUUUUUAGUUUUUCAUUUUUCACUUUCUCAAAAACAUUCAUACAUUUAUUUCUGAAACAAAUGGCUGCAUCUGUUGAUCGCCAAUACCAUCCCACCAUGAACGGUGUAACUCACCCUUCAUUUGUCACUCACCGUUCUGACUCACCGAUUCGUGGGUACACUUUUAAUAAUAAUAAUAAUAAUAGUAAUAAUAAUUCUUUUGUUAAGCAACCUGAAAUAAAGCUUAAUAAUGGCUAUGUUAGUGAUAGUGAUGAAGAUGAUGACGAAAAUGAAAUCAACGCUCUUAAUGAGUUGAUCAAAAAAGGGAUAAGUGAAUUAGAGCCGUCCAGUGUUGAUACACGUGAUGAAGGGACGGCGGAUUUUUGGAUUGAAAGAAACCCUUCCUUGAUCCGUUUAACAGGGAAGCAUCCGUUUAAUUCGGAGCCUCCAUUGACCCGAUUGAUGAACCAUGGGUUUAUUACCCCUGUACCUCUCCACUAUGUUCGGAACCAUGGUCCAGUCCCCAAAGGUAAAUGGGAGGAUUGGACCAUUGAGGUAACCGGGUUAGUCAAAAGACCCGCCCGGAUAAGUAUGGAUCAGUUAGUGAAUGAGUUUAAGAGUAGAGAAUUUCCUGUUACACUUGUUUGUGCAGGAAACAGAAGAAAGGAGCAGAAUAUGGUUAAACAAUCAAUUGGGUUUAAUUGGGGUGCAGCCGCCAUAUCUACCUCUGUUUGGAGGGGUGUCUUACUCCGUGAUGUUUUAAAACGGUGUGGGAUUAUGACGGCAAAUAAAGGUGCCCUAAAUGUUUGUUUUGAAGGGGCAGAAGAUCUUCCAGGAGGGGGUGGAUCCAAAUAUGGUACAAGUAUUAAAAGAGAAUUUGCAAUGGAUCCGGCCCGUGAUAUUAUAUUGGCUUACAUGCAAAAUGGUGAAAAGUUAAGCCCGGAUCAUGGGUUUCCCGUUCGGAUGAUUAUACCCGGGUUUAUUGGUGGGCGUAUGGUUAAGUGGUUGAAGAGGAUUAUUGUUACUACUGCUGAAACUGAUAAUUAUUAUCAUUACAAAGAUAAUAGAGUUCUUCCAUCUCAUGUUGAUGCUGAACUUGCCAAUUCUGAAGCUUGGUGGUACAAGCCGGAGUACAUCAUAAAUGAGCUGAACAUAAACUCGGUGAUAACAACGCCUUGCCAUGAAGAGAUUUUGCCCAUCAACGCUUGGACUACUCAACGUCCUUACACAAUUAGGGGUUACGCUUAUUCUGGAGGAGGAAAGAAAGUGACACGAGUAGAGGUGACAAUGGACGGAGGAGAAACAUGGCAAGUAUGUGAAUUGGACCACCAAGAGAAGCCAACCAAGUAUGGUAAAUACUGGUGUUGGUGUUUCUGGUCAUUAGAGGUGGAAGUUCUUGACUUGCUUGGUGCUAAAGAGAUUUCUGUUCGUGCUUGGGAUGAAAGUCUCAACACCCAACCUGAGAAACUCAUUUGGAAUGUCAUGGGUAUGAUGAAUAACUGUUGGUUCCGAGUGAAGACCAAUGUGUGCAAGCCACACAAAGGAGAGAUUGGUAUCGUAUUCGAGCAUCCGACCCAACCAGGAAACAAAUCGGGAGGAUGGAUGGCUCGUGAGCGUCAUCUAGAGAUCUCUGACGCUGGUCAAACCACAUUGAAGAGAACAGCAUCAACCCCAUUCUUCAACACCAACUCAAAAACAUUCUCAAUGUCCGAUGUCAAAAAACACAACUCGGCCGACUCAGCUUGGAUCGUUGUCCAUGGACAUGUUUAUGACGCAACUCGCUUCCUUAAAGAUCACCCUGGUGGGCCCGACAGUAUCCUUAUCAAUGCUGGAACCGACUGUACUGAAGAAUUCGAUGCAAUUCACUCAGACAAAGCUAAGAGACUCUUAGAGGAUUUCAGGAUUGGUGAGUUGAUCACAACGGGUUACACCUCUGACUCAUCUUCACCCGGUAACUCGGUCCACGGUGGGUCCAUCUACUCAACUUUAGCACCAAUCAAAGAAGCGGCCCCACUACGUAACGUGGCACUUGUACCCAGAGAAAAAAUCCCUUGUAAACUUAUUGAAAAAGUCUCUCUUUCACAUGAUACUAGAAGAUUCCGAUUUGGGUUACCUUCUAAAGAUCAAGUGCUGGGAUUACCUGUGGGAAAGCACAUAUUUGUGUGUGCAAAUGUUGAUGAUAAGCUUUGUAUGAGAGCUUACACACCAUCCAGCACCAUUGAUGAAGUUGGGUUUUUUGAUCUUGUGGUUAAGAUUUACUUUAAGGGUGUACAUCCUAGGUUCCCUAAUGGUGGGAUGAUGUCACAGUAUUUAGAUUCUCUACAGUUGGGCUCACUUAUUGAAGUGAAAGGCCCAUUGGGUCAUAUUGAGUAUCUUGGAAAGGGUAACUUUACAGUCCAUGGAAAGCCCAAGUUUGCUAGAAAGUUAGCUAUGAUUGCUGGUGGGACCGGGAUAACACCAAUUUAUCAAGUAAUGCAGGCUAUACUGAAAGAUCCUGAGGAUGAGACUGAGAUGCAUGUAGUGUAUGCCAAUCGGACGGAGGAGGAUAUAUUGUUGAGAGAAGAGCUUGAUAAAUUUGCUGAGGAGUUUAGAGAUAAAGUGAAGGUGUGGUAUGUGGUUGAGAAAGGAAGUGAUGGGUGGCAAUACGACACCGGAUUUGUAACUGAGAAGAUAUUGAGAGAACAUGUACCGGAAGUUGGUGAAGAUGUUUUGGCACUUACUUGUGGGCCUCCUCCUAUGAUCCAAUUCGCAGUUCAGCCCAAUUUGGAGAAGAUGGGUUAUGACAUCAAGGAACAGUUAUUGAUUUUUUAAAUUAAGGGGUCGUACACACUCGAAUGUAUGUACACGUGGAGUAGGGAGUGCAAGUAACGUGUAGCUCAUUCGCUUUGACAUGUCACAUGUACGCAUAUUUUGCUCCACUGUGGAUGUGCAUUCGAGAUCAUAGUAGAAAUUGGUCGUUAAGUGAAAAGUAUAAACCGUACUAGUACGUUAUAUUUUUGUAUUUAUACUAUAUUUCUGUGUGGAGCGUUUUUUCCUUUUUUUUUUUCUACUAAAUUGUUUGUAAAUAUAAGUGGUCUACUAAAUUGUUUGUUAAGAAGCUCUUCAAAAUUGGAGUAAUAUUGGGUAGGAAGUUUUAAGGGGAAAAGUUGUUGAGGUUUUUCCUUUUUUGUGUUUGUUUAGGGGAAGAUUACUACAUUGUAGUCUCCAAAUGUGUCAUGUGUAUUUGCCCAAGAAUAAAGAGGGUAGUAGAUUAUUGUAUAAAUUCUUCAAAUUUGUUCGAUUUCUAAUCUUUUGUCCAAUUUCUUUAA